GUUAGGAGCAGCCGCGCCCCCCUCCCCGCGGCAGCAGCUUCCCCCCCCUCCCUUCGCCCAGCUUUCUCAGAUCCGCUCACAGCCGCGUGCGCCCUGGCCGGUGCGCCCGGGCAGCGCCAGCCAUGUCGAUGCUGCCGUCGUUUGGUUUUACGCAAGAGCAAGUGGCGUGCGUGUGCGAGGUUCUGCAGCAAGGCGGGAACCUGGAACGCCUGGGAAGGUUCUUGUGGUCGCUGCCCGCCUGCGACCACCUGCAUAAGAACGAGAGCGUGCUCAAGGCCAAGGCGGUGGUCGCCUUCCACCGCGGCAACUUCCGCGAGCUCUACAAGAUCCUGGAGAGCCACCAGUUCUCGCCCCACAACCACCCCAAACUGCAGCAGCUGUGGCUGAAAGCGCACUACGUGGAGGCCGAGAAACUUCGCGGUCGACCGCUGGGUGCCGUGGGCAAAUAUCGGGUACGCCGAAAAUUCCCGCUGCCGCGAACCAUCUGGGAUGGCGAGGAGACCAGCUACUGCUUCAAGGAGAAGUCGCGGGGCGUGUUGAGGGAGUGGUACGCGCACAACCCCUACCCCUCGCCGCGGGAAAAGCGGGAGCUGGCUGAGGCCACCGGCCUCACCACCACCCAGGUCAGCAAUUGGUUUAAGAACCGGAGGCAAAGAGACCGGGCUGCCGAGGCCAAGGAAAGGGAGAACACUGAAAACAAUAACUCCUCCUCCAACAAGCAGAAUCAACUCUCUCCUCUGGAAGGGGGCAAGCCGCUCAUGUCCAGCUCAGAAGAGGAAUUCUCACCUCCCCAAAGUCCAGACCAGAACUCGGUCCUUCUGCUACAGAGCAAUAUGGGCCACCCCAGGAGCUCAAACUAUUCUCUCCCAGGCCUAACGGCCUCACAGCCCAGCCAUGGCCUGCAAGCGCACCAGCAUCAGCUCCAGGACUCUCUACUGGGCCCACUCACCUCCAGUCUGGUGGACUUGGGUUCCUAA
This is a messenger RNA of Arvicola amphibius (Eurasian water vole), 977 nucleotides long. It is a transcript of the gene Six1, whose product is annotated as SIX homeobox 1. Gene Ontology annotation, cellular component: transcription regulator complex; nucleus. The record is from RefSeq and is a predicted model, not a curated record. Lineage: Eukaryota; Metazoa; Chordata; Mammalia; Rodentia; Cricetidae. Gene Ontology annotation, biological process: regulation of transcription by RNA polymerase II. Gene Ontology annotation, molecular function: RNA polymerase II cis-regulatory region sequence-specific DNA binding; DNA-binding transcription factor activity, RNA polymerase II-specific.